CUCUUUGGAGACUGUGGCAGGUGUGCUUAUCAGCUGCGGCGCGGUCUCUACAUGUCAUUAAUUUUGCUAAACAUUCCUGGAGUUAAGAAACUCUUUAUUCAUUAAAUUCAUUAUUACUGGCGUAAUCAUGUCCGGCCAUCCUGUACUUAUCGUUGUUCUGAACAAAGAGACUCAAGAGUUCGAGCUGGACGAGGAAGCCCUACGGGGUGUCCUGCUGAGUCCUGAAGUCGGCGACAAACCCGUCUGUGUGGUGGCGGUGGCGGGGGCGUUCAGGACCGGCAAGAGCUUCCUUCUGAACUUCUUAGUGAAGUACUGCGUCAAUGAAGGCUUACCGAACUGGCUGGGUGAUCCGUCGCAGCCGCUGGAAGGUUUCGUCUGGAGCACAGGCAUGGAGGGGCAGACCGCCGGCAUUUACAUUUGGAGCGAACCUUUUACUAUCUACGCUAAACCAAGCGGCAAAGAAGUGGCAGUUAUUCUCAUGGAUACUCAGGGCACGUUCGACACCCAGACUUCGCCGCGGGAUUCGACGUAUAUCUUCGCCCUGACGCUGUUGACCUCCUCCGUGACGGUGUACAACCUCAUGAACAACAUCCGCGAGGACGACCUCACUAACCUGCAGACGUUCAGCACCUACGGAGCCUCGGCACAGAAGGAGAUCAAAGAGUCGCGCGCAUUCCAGAACCUAUUACUCCUGGUGCGUGACUGGAGUUUUCCUCAGCAGCAUCCAUGCGGCCACGAGGGCGGUCAAGUUGUACUGGAGAAAGUGCUAGGCCAACUAGGGGAAAAGGCGGAGAAGCUGAUGAAUGCGUCAACCCACCAGAGGUUGAUGAGACAAGGCCUCCGUCAGAGUUUUGAGAAGCUGGAGUGCUACCUCAUGCCGCACAUCGGCCUCGGCGCGGCCGAAGACUCCAAUUUUGAUGGUCGACCAAAUCAACUGAGCCCACAAUUCGUGGAGCACAUAAAGCUGCUGGUGCCUCGCCUGCUGGCGCCUGAGCGCCUCGUGGUGAAGCGUUCAGCGGCGCGGCGGGGACAGCCCGCCACCGGGGAAGAGCUGGUGGACUUCAUCAAGACCUACAUGGCGGUCUUCAGGGAGGGAAAGCUGGUGGAACCCACCAGUCUGGCUGAGAUGAUGGCACGUGUAUGCAGUAAUGGAGCUCGUAAUAUUUCUCUUGAAGUAUACAAAAAUGCCAUGAAUUCUAUUGUUUUCCCCAAUGGAAAACAACUUGAGGCCUCCGUUCUCAUGAGCCAACACUUCGCAUUCAAGCGUGACGCCGUCGCAGCCUACCUCAGAGAAAACCAAUAUGCAGACAGCAGUGAACAGUUUCCGGUUGUUCAUGAAGUCAAAGAGCAACUUGAAAAUGAAAUCGACGACCACCUCCUUCACUACACCGAAGUUAAUGAUCACAACAGAAUUAAGGAACAGAUGAAGAAGCUAGAAGAAUAUGUUGAAGCGGCUGUUAAAAUUGGAGCGCAGGCUGUGACCCUCGCUGGUAUAUAUUUAUCCCGCCGUCCUUAGUGGCUAAACAAAACAAAAUAAUAAUAACGGCUCUGGAUUAUCGUGGUGUCAUUGAAGAAUUAUAAUAGUCACUUCUAUACCCGUAUUAAAAAGAAAUUUUGCAUCCGUACAAAAUUAAAUUAUGAACUGUUUAAGGAGAGUAUGACUAAUGAUAAUUUAUCCUAUAAUAUUACCAUGGACAAUUAUUUACGAAUUGUUGGAAAACGCCUUUGAUAAUUGAAGGUAGAAACAUAUAUCCUGUCCGUUGAUAUUUUCGAUUUAUUGUGUUCAAUUUUUUCAGUGAUAAAAUUCUUCUUGCAAUGGCAUGUGCAUAUUUUCUUAACUCAUUUUGAUGUAAACAAGAAUUGAAUAUCAUUCUGCAUAUAACCAGACUUAUAUGAACGUUUGUGCAUCACAAAUGACUGCCCUGACAGAAUGACCAUUUGGAUUGAAUUUUUCAGUCGAGUGACCUACUGAACAUAGUAGGUCACUCUAUGCUCAGUAGUGACCUAGAUAGUACUGUCGAGUGACAGUACUAUGUUAUUUGCAUACACUAAGAUUGAUAAUUAGUUAUUGUAGUAGUGAUCGUGAUUAGUUGUGUAGUAAUGAUUGUAGUAGUGCGGCUGAGAAUAUAAAAAUUUGCAAUUCUUUUAAACAAUAAUUGUCUGAAGCGUUCUUGCUCACCCAUUCCUAUUAGUAUACAUCCCAAUUCUUUUUUUUUUAAACCCCGACUCAAAUCCUGAAACGGAAAGUAAAAUGUAGUUCCUAUUUAUAUCCAGCCUGUAAGUCGUUCAAUGGCAAUAAAUUUUACAAAUUUAUGUGAUAGCGAUGAAAAUUAUCCUCGUUAUGCUUUUCCAAGUCUGUCCGUACCAAUAAUACCAUUGUACAAUUAUAUUUGUUUAGAUAUUUUGUCGAAUUUCACGAUCAAUUGUCAUGAGCGGAACCAAUAAUUUUGUCCGUUUUGACUGAUGAGUGAUAUAGAUCUUCGACCAUCUCUAAUUACUUUAUUCCAAAUAGAUAAUUUUUGCCAUGAAUUCAGUUCCGUUAAGUCACCUACUAUAACCGUUACCAAAAGUCACGACGGGCUGAUCUGCAACGUAAAUAUAAUAUUAUAGGAAUGUGAAUCUUUUUCUUGAUUUGAAUGCUUGGAUUGAUUUUUAUGUGGUAAUUAAUGACAUGUCAAUAAUUAUUGCACAGUGCGGCCUUAAUAGGAAUUAUUUACCUCUGAUUUUUUAUCACUAUCAUGUAUACAAAGAUAACUAUUUUUCAAAGUUUAUG
Hyalella azteca is the source of this 2773-nucleotide messenger RNA. Its product is annotated as atlastin-1-like. The transcript is spliced from 9 exons. Bases 128 to 1516 code for a protein of 462 amino acids. Lineage: Eukaryota; Metazoa; Arthropoda; Malacostraca; Amphipoda; Hyalellidae. The record is from RefSeq and is a predicted model, not a curated record. Gene Ontology annotation, molecular function: GTP binding; GTPase activity.